UUCAAUCAGGAGGAAUAUGGAGGAAUGGAAUUCAUGGCGACUCCAAACAAUGAAUCACGAUCUCUUUCCCUUUAUCCCCACGUUACAACAAUGCUUCCGUGUUCAUCAUUAUUCACUUUGUCUUAUCCAUGUCACAUCCAAAUUAAGCCUGUUCUGACCUCCCAUUGCAAUAUUUAUUCUUUAAAACUUUACAAACAUUGAGUUUUAAUGACACCACUGCACACACGCACACAACGAUGGCUAACAUAGUAGAUGACACUGUCAAUAUCGUUAUUCUCGGUGGAUCUUUUGCAGGACUUUCUGUAGCCUAUGGCUUCCUUGGAAAGAUCGAUGGCCACCUCCCGAUCACGCGAACGGCGCCGAAAUACCGAGUUGUUAUGGUGUCGCCAUCAACCCACCUAUACUGGAACAUCAGUUUGCCGCGAGCAUUAGUCAGCCCUGAAUUGAUACCACAUUCGAAGAGUUUCUUUUCUAUUAUUGAGUCAUUCGCGAAGUAUCCUGCCAGUAAAUUCCAGUUCGUCCAAGGAGCGGCCAUCAAUGUUGAGACCACUCAACGCGUCGUCACCGUGUCGCUGGUUGGUGAACCCCGGGACAGGCGGUCGCGAGUUCUACAUCUUCCAACCCUAGACUUUCGCAGGUCAGCGAAGAUAUAUAAACCUGAUCGACAUACGAUACCAUGCCCUCAUGUUGCGAGGGGAAGCUCGGCGGAUUCUCUCCUCCUUUUCCUCAAUCGCCGGCACGAGCGAACUAUAGGUGCAAUGAGCACUUUCCACAUCAAGCUUAUUGAUGCAGGCAGCGUCUUAAUUUGUGGCGGGGGGCCAUCUGGAUGCGAAAUCGCUGGUCAACUCUCGAUCUACUUCAACGAAGGCCUCAAGGGGGGGCGGGCAGAGGAUGGCACUCCACGCCAAGGCAAGCUUAGCGAUAUGGCGAAGCGGCUUUCUCAAAUUCUCUCUCCCGUCAAGUCGUCUUCUUCCGGAGAAGACUGGCUAUCAAGGAGACCGAGAAUCGGUCGCCGUAACAGUUCCUAUUCCUUCCUAUCUCGAUUAUCCUUCCCUUUCACAGACCGGAAACACUACAAGACUCCGGCUUCCGAACAUAAACCCAAGCUCAUCAACCUAAUCUCCGGGAACGAGCGUCUCCUGACCCGUUUCCACCCCCCGUCGCGAAAGACGCCGAAUCGCAACUUCACCCUCUUGGCGUCAAUGUCCUCCCAGGAACUGCCGUCCGGCAAGGCGAAAGUGAUCCUCUACAACGACGACAUCCUCCUGGUCGACUGCUACACCGGCGCCACCGGCGUGAAACCCAACACCUCCUUCCUCUCUCCCGAGCUCCGAGACGCAUCCGGCUACGUCAGCGUCGACCGGACCUUCCCCCACGUCGACCGCGCCGGCGACCGCGUCUAUGCCAUCGUCGACUGCGCCACCUAUAGCAAGAACUACGCGCUGGAUAUCUACGACGCGUCGCCGGUACUGCUAUAUAACCUGCGGAACGACCUGAAGGCUCACGAGCUGCGGAGGUAGUACCUGUACGGCGGCGUGGAAGACCAGAUCGAGUCGAUGUGUGUGAAUGCGGUGUUUGUGCAGAACCCGAGGAUGACGCAGAUGAUGCCGCUCACACGAUGGGGGGAUGACGGUGCCUGGCUUGGCGGUGUGGGUGAUGAAAGGGAGGGAUUACCAGGUUGAUAUGGCGAGAAGGGUGGUGAGAGAAAGGGUGGCAAUCCCUAUGCGCCACACACGUACAUAAUGCCGACGCAAAUGGCGGCGGGCAGGAAGUGAGACAUCAGGCAAGCCGUGUGAGCAAAUGCCAAGUCAGUGUCCGCGACUCCCUCAUGUAGGUUGCGGCUUUAGAACUUAGAACACCUUAAUUCAAUGUCAAGCGUUAGAUUCUACUCGAUCAGAAUGCAUUACUACC
Molecule: messenger RNA, 1911 nt
Organism: Eremomyces bilateralis CBS 781.70
Lineage: Eukaryota; Fungi; Ascomycota; Dothideomycetes; Eremomycetales; Eremomycetaceae
Exons: 2
Coding region: 237-1520 (427 amino acids)
Cellular component (GO): cytoplasm
Molecular function (GO): electron-transferring-flavoprotein dehydrogenase activity; flavin adenine dinucleotide binding
Source: RefSeq, a predicted model, not a curated record